Molecule: messenger RNA, 1155 nt
Organism: Haliaeetus leucocephalus (bald eagle)
Lineage: Eukaryota; Metazoa; Chordata; Aves; Accipitriformes; Accipitridae
Gene: BMP6
Product: bone morphogenetic protein 6
Exons: 10
Coding region: 1-1155 (384 amino acids)
Biological process (GO): SMAD protein signal transduction
Cellular component (GO): extracellular region
Molecular function (GO): growth factor activity; cytokine activity
Source: RefSeq, a predicted model, not a curated record
AUGGGGGCAGAGACCUGCAUGGUGGAGCAGACAGUCCCUUUGGCUCAGAGGACGUACACCCAUGAUGGGCUAAAACCUCUGUUUGCCAUCUCCCUUCCCAGCUUGCCCUGCUGGGAGCCCAGGGAAAGCCACCCCGCUGCAUCUCGCCCGCAGGGAGCCAGGACGUGGACCCAGCCAGAUGAGGCAGCUCACAUGAAAGGGCUGCCAAAGGAAAGGGAGAGGACACGGAUGAAACUGGGACUGAGGGAUGAGGAGGAACAGGCAGUCGGGAAAGUUGAGUAUGACAAGGAGUUCACGCCUCACCAGCGGCACCACAAGGAGUUCAAAUUUAAUUUGUCUCAGAUUCCUGAGGGCGAGGCCGUUACAGCCGCUGAGUUUCGGAUCUACAAGGACUGCGUUGCAGGGAGCUUUAAAAACCAAACCUUCCUUAUCAGCAUCUACCAAGUGCUGCAGGAACAUCAGAACAGGGCCUCUGACCUGUUUCUGCUGGACACGCGGGCAGUGUGGGCCUCGGAGGAGGGCUGGCUGGAGUUUGAUGUCACUGCCACCAGUAACAUGUGGGUGAUGAACCCUCGGCACAACAUGGGACUGCAGCUGAGCGUGGUGACCCGGGAUGGUUUCAGUGUAAAUCCUAGAGAAGCAGGCCUUAUAGGCCGAGAUGGACCUUACGACAAACAGCCUUUCAUGGUGGCCUUCUUCAAAGUGAGCGAAGUUCACGUACGGACCACUAGGUCAGCAACGAGCAGGCGUAGGCAACAGAGUCGAAACCGCUCCACCCAGGCUCAGGAUGUUUCCAGGGUGUCUGGUGUCACAGAUGAUUACAACAGCAGUGACUUAAAAACAGCGUGCAGAAAGCAUGAGCUUUACGUUAGCUUCCAAGACUUGGGAUGGCAGGACUGGAUAAUCGCUCCAAAGGGCUACGCAGCCAACUACUGUGAUGGAGAGUGCUCAUUCCCACUCAACGCCCAUAUGAACGCAACCAAUCAUGCCAUUGUACAAACUCUGGUUCAUCUUAUGAAUCCUGAUUACGUUCCCAAACCAUGCUGUGCACCUACCAAACUAAAUGCCAUAUCUGUUCUUUAUUUUGAUGAUAAUUCUAACGUAAUCUUGAAGAAAUACAGGAAUAUGGUAGUAAGAGCUUGUGGAUGUCACUGA